AUGGCUGUGAAAACAGGCGCUCAGCUCAUCGCGCGCACCCUGCGCGACCUCGGGGUGACAGUCAUCUUCGGCAUCGUCGGCAUCCCCGUUGUCGAGAUUGCAGAAGAGGCAAUCAACCUAGGCAUCCGAUUCGUGGCAUUCCGGAACGAGCAAGCUUGCAGCUAUGCAGCCAGUGUCUAUGGAUACAUGACAGGACGCCCUGGUGUCUGUCUUGUCGUCGGGGGGCCUGGAGUCCUCCAUGCCUUGGCCGGAAUUGGAAAUGCCACGGCAAACAACUUCCCUCUCCUUGUGCUUGCUGGGUCAGCUGAGACCACCGCCGUCACAAAGGGCGCUUUCCAGGAGUUAGACGCCAUCACCCUCUUGGCCCCUCACACAAAGUUCGCUGCGCGCGCUUCAUCACUCGACUUCAUCCCAAAUGCUGUCAAGAAUGCUUAUCGGACAUGCUGGUAUGGUCGGCCGGGGCCGACCUUCGUCGAUCUGCCUGCCGAUAUUAUCCAAGGGAAGCUGGCACGGGGAUUCGAGGUACCGCAGCCAGAGAACCUGCUCGUCUCGGCACCACCUAAAGCGAGCGGUGAUCCAGCGUUGAUCUUGAAGGCCACCCAGCUGCUGAAGGCUGCUAGCGCACCUCUCAUAAUCAUUGGCAAGGGCGCAGCGUAUGCGCGUGCAGAGUUGGGUAUUCGCCAACUGGUCGAGCAGACACAAAUCCCGUUCUUGCCUACGCCGAUGGGCAAGGGAGUGGUACCGGACUCACAUCCUCUGAAUGCAUCAAGCGCACGAAGCGCCGCACUGAAAAAUGCAGAUGUCGUGCUUGUUCUCGGCGCACGCUUGAACUGGAUCCUACACUUUGGUGAGCCGCCGAAGUGGUCCCCUGGCGCGAAGAUAAUCCAGGUAGACAUCUGCGCGGAGGAGAUCGGGCGCAACGCUGGGGCCUCCGAGCUCGGCAUCCUCGGAGAUAUCAGUCUAGUCGUUGAUCAGAUCACGGCAUCCCUAUCCAACUGGAAAUACUCGGCCUCUGCAAAGUUCCCGUCACUCCUCGCCGAAUCGGCCAACAAGAAUGAAGACAAGGCGGAAAAGGCAGCGCUCAGACAGACGGCCCCCGGCUCGCCACUAACAUAUCAACGCGCCUAUCACAUCAUAAAAACGACUCUCAACUUCUUGACGCCAGUCGAUGAUGGGGACAUUGUCUAUGUCUCCGAAGGCGCCAACACAAUGGACAUUUCUCGCUCCAUCUUCCCGCUAUACCACCCGCGCCAGCGUCUGGACGCAGGGACCUACGCCACCAUGGGCGUCGGAAUGGGCUACAUUGUCGCCGCACACGAGGCCUUCAACGCGACACCCGAAACCAGCACAUCGCGGCCCAAGAAAAUCGUCGCCUUCGAAGGCGACAGCGCGUUUGGCUUCAGCGCGAUGGAGAUCGAGACACUGGCGCGGUACCGUAUCCCAGCACUGAUCUUUGUCGUCAAUAACUCGGGCAUCUACCACGGUGAUAGUACCUCGGAAGAUGCGUGGAGGACACUACAAGACCAAACUGUGGCCAACGACACCAAGAAGUCCGAGCCCACCGCGUCGGAUGCCCAGGGUACAACCAAGGGCCUGCGCUCGACUAGUCUGCUCUACGAGACGCGGUACGAAAUGCUCGCCACGAUGUGUGGUGGGAAGGGGUACUUUGUUCGGAAUGAGGAGGAGCUCGAGAGGGCUACGAGGGAGGGCUUCGCGAGCGAUACCGUUACGAUUGUGAAUGUUAUUGUUGAGCCUGGGAUUGGCAAGGAGAUUGGGUUCGCCUGGCAGAAUCAGCCGAAGGAGGGGAAGGCGAAGUUGUAG
This is a messenger RNA of Aspergillus mulundensis, 1821 nucleotides long. Its product is annotated as indolepyruvate decarboxylase family protein. The transcript is spliced from 2 exons. The record is from RefSeq and is a predicted model, not a curated record. Gene Ontology annotation, biological process: fatty acid alpha-oxidation. NCBI's taxonomy places the organism in Eukaryota, Fungi, Ascomycota, Eurotiomycetes, Eurotiales, Aspergillaceae. Gene Ontology annotation, molecular function: thiamine pyrophosphate binding; catalytic activity; magnesium ion binding. Gene Ontology annotation, cellular component: peroxisome. The coding region runs from base 1 to 1821 and encodes 606 amino acids.